AUGUUUCCUGAAAAUUCAUUACUCUCAGAUAUCUACGCGACUGGAAUCUCCGGCGUCGUCGCGUUCUCGUGCCUAGGUUUCUGGGGAGAGAUUGGCAAGCGCGGUAUCUUUGACCAGAAACUCAUCAGGAAGCUCGUGCACAUAAACAUUGGCCUUGUUUUUAUGCUUUGCUGGCCACUCUUCAGUUCUGGACUCCAAGGAGCGCUUUUGGCUUCUCUUAUACCUGGACUCAAUAUUAUAAGGAUGCUGCUUCUUGGCUUUGGUGUCUACCAAGACGAAGGAACUAUCAAGUCUAUGAGCAGACACGGAGAUCGCAGGGAACUACUCAAGGGACCGCUUUAUUAUGCACUCUCCAUCACAUCGGCAUGCAUCUUCUAUUGGAAGACAUCUCCAAUAUCCAUUGCAGUGGUAUGCAACCUCUGCGCUGGAGAUGGGAUGGCUGACAUUGUUGGGAGGCGGCUUGGAACAGAGAAGCUUCCUUACAACAGAAACAAGUCAGUAGCUGGUAGCAUUGGUAUGACAAUCGCAGGGUUCUUAGCAUCUGUUGCGUAUAUGUACUACUUUGCUUCGUUUGGUUACAUAAAGAGUAGCGGGUGGGAUAUGAUUAUUCGAUUCUUCGUCAUCUCUAUAGCAUCGGCUUUUGUGGAAUCACUCCCUAUAAGCACUGACAUUGAUGACAAUCUCACCAAGAAACGCUUUCCGUUCAACGAAAUUAGUGCCCGUGGCAAGUCACGAUCCCUCGUUUCUCCGCCGAGUGAAGUUGUACAGAUCACAAAGGCGAAAAGCUCUCUCUCCCUCCCUCCGUUCACCGCCGCGACUCAGCCGUCUACUAUAGUGAAAUCGCCUCUGUUAACUUCCUCUCGAUCAUCGGUUCUAAUUCCUUCAUCUUCUCUAAAGGAAAUACGCUUUUUAGGGCUCGUGAUAGGGAUACAGUCUCUAAUAGUAAUUGUAAUCGCCAUUUCACGAUUUGUUUGUUUCGCAGAGGCAUCUCGUGUUUUAGAGGAUUCAAUGUCUAAUGCAGAGGAUACUAAAUCUUCUCAUGAUCAGCUCUCGUCCCAGGUUUUUCUUGAUCUUGUGGACUCAGUGAUUGCUGAUGUGGCGUCUGAGUGUCACCGUGUAGCAAGACUAGGGCUUGACCGAGACUUGGAGGUAGUUGAAGAAGAGUUAAGGUUAUCAGUUGAAGCGCGUGCCAAAGUCGCAGAUCCUAGCAACAACCUCGAGACCAACACUAAAUACGUCGUUGAUAUAUUUGGUCAGACUCAUCCUCCUGUAGCUAAUGAAGUGUUUAACUGUAUGAACUGUGGGAGGCAAAUCGUUGCGGGGAGGUUUGCUCCUCAUUUGGAGAGAUGCAUGGGGAAGGGAAGAAAGGCACGCGCGAAGGUGACCAGGAGCACAACUGCUUCCCAGAACCGGAACACACGACGCAACCCAAGUGAUAACGGGUUAGCAAGUGGUCCACCUGGUUUUGAAGAGAAUGUGAGAAGGACGACCUAA
Molecule: messenger RNA, 1494 nt
Organism: Eruca vesicaria subsp. sativa (arugula)
Lineage: Eukaryota; Viridiplantae; Streptophyta; Magnoliopsida; Brassicales; Brassicaceae
Source: the annotation of a GenBank genome assembly